GGCGCGGGAGCGCCGCCCAGUGCUGCCCAGGACCAGUGAGGGCUGCGGCCCCGCUGGCUGGCGGGAUGGCAAUAUCGCUGGCCUUAAGGGUGUUCGCAGGGCUGGUGGCUGCGGCUCUGGCGGCCCUGCUUUUGGAGCACUACGGCCUGGCUGGGCCGCCGUCUUCACUGCCCCAGCCCCACAAUCCCCAGAGGCCGCACCCCGCGCCGGGCCCCGGAGACAGCAACAUCUUCUGGGGCCUGCAGAUAUCCGACAUUCACGUGAGCAGGUUUCGCGAUCCAAGCAGAGCAGUAGACUUAGAGAAGUUCUGUUCUGAAACUAUUGACAUCAUUCAACCAGCUCUCGUCCUAGCAACAGGAGACCUGACAGAUGCCAAAACAAAGGAACAGUUGGGAUCUAGGCAGCAGGAGAUAGAAUGGCAAACUUACCAGAGUAUUCUGAAGAAGACAAGGGUCAUGGAAAAAACCAAGUGGCUGGACAUUAAAGGAAAUCAUGAUGCAUACAACAUUCCAAGUCUGGAGAGUGUCAAGAAUUAUUACAGGAAGUAUUCUGCUGUACGUAGGGAUGGCUCUUUUCAUUAUGUUCACAGUACUCCCUUUGGCAACUACUCUUUCAUCUCUGUGGAUGCCACUCAAAAUCCAGGGCCUAAAAGACCCUUUAAUUUCUUUGGAAUUUUAGAUGAGAAACAGAUGAAGGACCUCUUAUUAUUGGCCAAGGAAAGUAGACAGAGCAAUCAUACAAUUUGGUUUGGACACUUUACAACAUCCACUACCCUUUCUCCAUCACCUGGAAUCCGGUCAAUCAUGAGUUCUGCUACAGCUUAUUUGUGUGGGCACCUCCAUACACUUGGUGGAUUGAUGCCUGUUUUGCACACUCGUCACUUCCAGGGCACUUUGGAACUUGAGGUAGGAGACUGGAAAGAUAAUAGAAGGUAUCGGAUCUUUGCUUUUGAUCAUGACCUCUUUAGCUUUGCAGAUUUGAUCUUUGGAAACUGGCCUGUGGUCCUUAUUACCAAUCCUAAAUCGCUCCUCUAUAGUUGUGCUAAACAUGAACCACUAGAAAGACUCCUUCACUCAACACACAUCAGAGUCUUGGCCUUUUCCUUAUCCUCUAUUACUUCUGUCACCAUUAAAAUUGAUGGAGUUAAUUUAGGACAGGCUAUUCAUUUGUCUGGUCCUAUUUUCAUACUGAAGUGGAACCCCAGAAACUACAGUAAUGGGACACAUAACAUAGAAGCAAUCGUCCAGGAUUCUGCUGGAAGAAGUAAGAGUGUUCACCACAUAUUUUCUGUUCAAGAGAAUAUUCAUCUCACAUUUAAUCCCCUGGCAUCAUUUAUUCUUCUUACUGACCACUGCAUGGUGGCCCGGGUCCUUUUUGUGCUGAUUGUGCUGAUCCAACUCUUCAUUCUCAUUACUUUUAGGUACCUAGAAUAUCCAGAGUUUAAAGAACCUCCACGAUUUAUAAAUCUGAUGUCAUUUUCCCUUCAUCUCUUGAGCAAAAUAAACAUCUUCUACUAUUCUAUGUUGUUGAUGACCCUGUAUGUAGUAUUUGGACCAUGGUUUUUUGGUGAAAUCAUUGAUGGCAAAUUGGGUUUCUGCUUUUCCUUUGGGAUAUUUGUUAAUGGACAUUUCCUGCAAGGCGGUGCAACAUUUGUAGCUGGAAUUUUCCAGUGCUGGCGAUUGAACCCAGGGCCUUAUGCUUACAAGGCAAGCACUCUACCAACUGAGCUAUAUCCCCAGUCCUAUAACAGGCAUCUUAAUAUUAUGUCUCCAAUUGGAACUUUAAUUUCCACCUCAAACCUGUGGCUCCAGUCCCACUUUCGACCUCAUUCAUUAUCCGUUGCCAGUGUUGCCUUACAGAGCCCAAGACCUCUCCCACUUCUGGACUUUUCAUUUGUUCCUUUUUUCUGGAAUGCACUUCCCUCAACUGACUCAUUUCUGUCCUUCAGGCUUCACAGAGCUUAUCUCUUAUUUACCCUCUUGUGACCCAGUUAUUUCCUUAACUGAAUUUAUCAAAAUCUAUAAUUAUCUUUUUUUGUUUAUUUUUUCUUUUUUUCCUGUUAGACUGUAGCUCUACUAUGGAUCUUUUUUGACUUGUUCACUGGUGUGUGCCUAACCUAGAGCCUAGCACAUUGCCUGCUACAUAAUGGGUGCCAAAUAAAUAUUUGUUGAAUUAAUGAAUGAAUCACACAGCCUUUAAAUCAUAUUACAAUUUAGAUCUUCUAAUUAUAUUCUAGUACUCAUCAUUCUACCUCAAACAAAAAUAUAGAGAUAAGGAAAAAUAUACCGAUAUCCAAGUCCCUCCAUUCCAUCAAAAAAGUGUGUAUACUCCGUGUGUGUGUGUGUGUGUGUGUGUGUAAGUGUGCACUCACGUGCAUGUGUACCUAAUUCCAGUUUAAACACUGGCAGAUAUCUACUAUAUAUAUGACACUGUUCUGUAAGUCGGGGCUUCAAUGUAAGUUAAAUGAUUCCUAUCUUUACGUUGAAAAAAAAAGACACAAGCAAAUAUGCAACUAAUUGUAGGUCAGAUGUUGUGUUACAAGUAAGUGUGAUCAAAGUAU
Sciurus carolinensis (gray squirrel) is the source of this 2560-nucleotide messenger RNA. RefSeq names its product transmembrane protein 62 (gene Tmem62). The coding region runs from base 66 to 1985 and encodes 639 amino acids. NCBI's taxonomy places the organism in Eukaryota, Metazoa, Chordata, Mammalia, Rodentia, Sciuridae. The transcript is spliced from 14 exons. The record is from RefSeq and is a predicted model, not a curated record. Gene Ontology annotation, molecular function: hydrolase activity.